UAUCUGGCAUCUACAAUUGACUCUUUUCAAUGUUGUACGCUGAUCUUAAUUACUUAUUCGAAUGAUUCGAAUAAAAUCUCAAUAUUCCUACGUUUUUUGUGUUACAUAGGUUUACACAGAGAGGAACUUUUUCGUUAUCACUGUUGGGACAAAGUUACACAAAGGUUGGCAUUUUUAUUGAAGGAUUUUGGUGGGUUUAGUAUGGAUCAGCAGUCACUGGAAAGAAUUGCUCUUCUAGAAGCUGAAAAUGAACGCACGGAGAUGGAGAUGAAUGCUGAAGUUGAAACUCAAGGGCAGAACCAGCAGAAAGUGUCACUCAACCAUGUCAACGAGCUAAACGGGUACGUAAAAAACAGAAAGCUUUGUGUUGGAACGAAUUUACAUCCGUAGGAAUAGAGGAAGAUGGAAAAGAAAGGGCUAGAUGUCACCAUUGUGGUAUUAAGUUGGUAGUAGAAAAGUCAUAUGGAACAUCAACAAUGAACCGCCAUCUAACACUUUGCCCCGAAAGGCCUCAGCCUGAAGCUAGACCUAAGUAUGAUCAUAAAGUUGAUCGAGAGAUGACUUCUGAGAGUGAAAUAUCCCACAGCCAAUAUUUAUUUCAUUCAAGUGUGGAAAAUUGAGUUGUUGUUGAAGAAAUAUGCUAAUUGUAAUGAUGUUGAUGUGAGAGAAAUGGCUAAGAAGAUGCAAAGGAAAUUUGCAAAGUAUUGGAAUGAAUAUAGUGUUAUUCUAGCUAUGGGAGCUGCCUUAGAUCCAAGACUAAAGUUGCAGAUACUUAGGUCAGCUUAUGACAAAGUGGAUCCCGUCACGGCCGAGGGAAAGGUUGAUAUUGUGAGGAAUAAUCUAAUUUCGCUUUAUAAAGAAUACCAAACUAAAUCUGCAAGUUCUUCGAACUCUUCAACCACACUUACUCCACACGAGCUUCUCAAUGAAUCGCCACUUGAAGCAGAUGUGAAUGAUGAUCUUUUUGAGCUUGAAAGUAGCCUCAUAUCUGCUUCAAAAAGUACCAAGUCAACUUUGGAAAUCUAUUUGGAUGAUGAACCAAGAUUAGAGAUGAAGACUUUCUCUGACAUGGAAAUUUUAAGCUUUUGGAAAGAGAAUCAACAUAGGUAUGGUGAUUUAGCUUCAAUGGCAUCUGAUUUGCUUAGUAUCCCAAUCACCACAGUAGCAUCAGAGUCUGCUUUCAGCGUUGGAGGACGGGUGUUAAAUCCUUUUAGGAAUCGUCUUCUUCCCCAAAAUGUUCAAGCAUUAAUUUGCACCCGCAAUUGGCUUCGUGGAUAUGCAGAUCUUGAAGGAGACAUCGAAGAACUUUUUGAUGAAGAAGAUAAUGAUGCUACAAAGAUGGCAAGUAGUUCAGGAGUUGGAGAUUCUAACACAUGAUGAGAAGUUUUAUUUGCUCAGUUUUGUUUUGGACAAAUAUCGGUAACAAUGUUUUAUAUUUCAGCAAAAUGACAGGAAACAAUGUUUUACA
This is a messenger RNA of Arabidopsis lyrata subsp. lyrata, 1468 nucleotides long. Its product is annotated as zinc finger BED domain-containing protein RICESLEEPER 3-like. Bases 670 to 1377 code for a protein of 235 amino acids. Gene Ontology annotation, molecular function: protein dimerization activity; DNA binding. The record is from RefSeq and is a predicted model, not a curated record. The transcript has 4 exons. Lineage: Eukaryota; Viridiplantae; Streptophyta; Magnoliopsida; Brassicales; Brassicaceae.